Messenger RNA from Podospora pseudocomata, 759 nucleotides. RefSeq lists its product as uncharacterized. Bases 1 to 759 code for a protein of 252 amino acids. Lineage: Eukaryota; Fungi; Ascomycota; Sordariomycetes; Sordariales; Podosporaceae. Gene Ontology annotation, molecular function: acyltransferase activity, transferring groups other than amino-acyl groups. The transcript has a single exon. The record is from RefSeq and is a predicted model, not a curated record.
AUGGCCGACAACACCCUCGACGUCGUCGCCAUAAAAAACGGCACCAGCAAUCCAGACGACAGCAGAGUCAUUGACCCCAAGCCGGACAAGUCUACCUUUGUCCGUGUGAAAACCACGCUACCCAAGCGACCUUUCCCCUUAAACGCGGAGAGGAAGGCAGUGUACACGGAACGGCUCAUCAUCCGCCCUCUAUUCAAGACUGACCUCCCGGCUUUGCACGAACUGCGAACCCAGCCGGAGGUGAUGGUGUGGACUUAUUUGGGGGUGGUGGACAAAGACAUUGGGGAGACGUGGCAGAGGUUGGAGAGGUUUGUGGAGGGGAACGAGAGGGAGAAUUACAACUGUGCGAUUUGUUUGAGGGAAGGAGGAAAACUGAUUGGGAUUGGGGGGUUUCAUGAUGCGAUGUGGAGUUUUGGGUGGCCGGAGAUUGGGUAUAUGUUUAGACGGGAGUAUUGGGGGCGGGGGUUUGGGAAGGAGUUUAUGAGGGGGUGGGAGGGGAUUUGGGGGGGGUUGGAGAGGGGGGUGGUUGAGUUGAUGGUUGAUCCGAGGAGUGUGGUUGUGGUGGAAGGGGAAGGGGAAAGGGGGGUGGUGGAGGAGGUGGUUAUUGCUGUUACGGCGGAGGGGAAUAAGGCUAGUCAGAGGAUCCUGGAGGGGAGUGGGUUUGAGAGGUUUUUGACUUGGGAGGAGGAGGAUGGGGGGGGGAGGGGGUUGGUGAGGUUGCCUACGUAUCGGUUUGUGGUUGGGAAGGGGGGGAGGUGA